AAGUAACAGAACUCAAAAGAGAUUAGGUGUAAUGUUUUAUGGACUCGUGUAUUUUUGUACGACUUGUAUUCCCCUAUUGUUAUUUACAUAAAAAAAAAGUGCUCAAGUAACUCAAGAAACAUGUUCUAUUAUAAACAAAAACGCCAGAAUACGUCCUGUCUGCACGCAGCCUAAGCAACAAGGCGCUUGUCUCUGUAUCUAUUCUUUUGUUUUGUGUUCCCGGGGGAGCUGCUGUGAGACUGUCUUACUGAACACGAUCAGGACAGCUGGGACUCGAACUAAACACUAAUGUCAUGUUUCCUGUCACAUGCAGAUGGACGCUGAUGUGGAGGCGAGCAGUGAAAUAGAUGAAAUCCUCCAGCAGAUCGCGGAAUUGGAUAAAUGGAGAGAGAUAUUUAACUCCCGCGGGUCGGAAUUACCACAGGGCUAUCUUAAAAGACCUAGUGAGAAGAUCAAAUCUGAAGAGGACAGUGAGGACUCUUCAAGGCCGGCCACCUCGGCCCAUCACGUCAGCGCACAGAACGAGCAGUUUACAGCACCCUACUCCAUUCCUCAAACCCUCACAGUGUCUCUGAGUCUGGGUGGGCAACCGCUGUCACCAGAGCUGGCGGUGAGUCUAAGAAAUAUUUUGUUUGGAAACACCUUCCAUGUAUUCAACUAUGAGUGGAAGAAAUCAUUUUUCAAGUUUCGGGAGCCUUUCUCUGAAAUGGCAUAUGCUCUGGAGACUGAGAGGCUGGGAGGAGCGUGUACUAUUCAGAUGGUGGUUCAAGGUCAUAUUAUUAAAUAUUUGCUCUUCGACCAGUCAGUAAACUCAUGCACAAUGCGAAGUAUGGUGACGGUAGGGGAGAACGAGCAGAGGAAGGCCCUGGCAGCCGCUCUGUCUGACAUCUUGUGGACAGCUGGUGAGGAGCAGACCGCUACCGUCUGCUUGGUCACAUCAGAGCGCUGUUUUACCCCCCACAUGGACUACAAACUGGACAACUUCACAGAGAGGUUGCAGAUUUUCACCUUUAAAGAGAAAGAAGAUGUUAGAUCAUUUAUAUGGGAGCACAUCCAAUGUUUUAAGGAAGAAGGAAGCCAUGGCAUCAUACUUUUUCUGUACAGUCUUAUCUUCUCCAGGACUAUUGACAAGAUUCGGGCAGACUUUGAUUGUACCACCACUCAUCUUUUGCAUUUGAGCUUGGGGAACUUUGUUUGUCGACAGGCUUUAUUAAACCUGUUGCUGACCGGCCACGCGACUCCUCAAGUCUUCAAUGGUACAUCACUGAACGAUGAGCAACACAAAGCUCUCCACGGGGUUCUGACACGCAGUCAUGUCGGAUAUCUGCUCUGGAACAGAGAACAAUUCAACCAUGCACAGCUCCCCCUGGUGGGCAGCAUGCUGAAAACCCCCAGGCUGCCUAUCUGGGUGUGCAACAUCAAUGGCACCUACAGUGUUUUAUUCAGCCCAAACCGUUCGCUGCUCUCAGACUGGAAAAUGGAGCAUCUUUUCCAGCUUUACUUCUACAAUGGCUAUCCAACUCAGCUCAGCACAACAAUGCUCACCAUAGAUACACACUCCCAUCACUGGGAGGCUGAACAUAAUGAUAUUCAAGAAUACCCUGAAAAAAAGUUUCCAUCUGUAGAGAUGACCAUUAGGACCAAGUGGGAGGGAGCAGUUAUUGACUGGAAUGGGACAGUGCCUUUUUUCUGAAGAGAUUUGAAGCAGGGUCACCUGAUUUGUAGCAUACAUCUCCUGGCCUGAAAUAGAGUAUUUUAUAGACUAACAUACUGUAGGUUAAAAUUUGGGCUUUACUUUUGACUUUCAGUUUGGCUUGCGAAUCUUAAUAACACGAUUACCCUUCACAACCUGUCCAUUUGAACAUCUCAGAAUCUGAGCAUUUAAUACAUGAAAACCUUAAAUAUGUAAAACAUGUCUUUUGUAAAACAACAUCUUUUGUUUGUUAAAAAUAGAUUCAAAUCUGGUACACAUGUCCCUUUCCGGGCCUAUAUUAGCCCCCAUACUGUUUUUGUCCUUCUAUUUGUAUCUGACAUGGGUUCAGAUUGCUAGUAUCAAGUCUCAAGUCAUGACAGAAAAAGUGAAAGUGAAAGUGAAGUGAAAGUGAAGUGACAUUCAGCCAAGUAUGGUGACCCAUACUCAGAAUUUGUGCUCUGCAUUUAACCCAUCCGAAAUGCACACACACAGAGCAGUGAACACACACACACACUGUGAGCACACACCCGGAGCAGUGUUCAUCAUUUAUGCUGCGGCGCCCGGGGAGCAGUUGGGGGUUCGAUGCCUUGCUCAAGGGCACCUAAGUCGUGGUAUUGAAGGUGGAGAGAGAGCUGUUCAUGCACUCCCCCCACCCACAAUUCCAUCCGGCCCGAGACUCCAACUCACAACCCUUCGAUUGGGAGUCCAACCCUCUAACCAUUAGGCCACGACUUCCCCUAAAAAAGCUGAUAUCUAUGUAACAUAUUUUUGAUUGUUUAUAGAUUGAACUCCUGACUGUAACAUUUGGUUUACUUGUAAGAAUGGGCAAACAAAUAACAGUAAAGUUAUAUUUUAAAAAUAAAAAAUCAUGUAAAUUCAGUGAGUUAUGGCCUACAGGGUGAUUGAAGGAAGACAGAAAGUACUGAAGAUCUGCAUUAUAAGGAGCUUUACUUGUAGCAAUAUUUUAACUGUUCAGGACUCUAACAGGUGUUCAGUAUAGAAAUGAUAGAUUACUACUGAAUAUCAGAUUUUCUGAAUUUGGUAAAAACAACAGAGGACUUAAGACAAAGCCUUGUGGCACAUCACUUCAAUAUGCAGUAAAGGUUCUUAUUUGAUGUAGUUUAUUAUCAAAGGCUAUAUUGACAUAAUAGGAUAUACACGUUUAUGACAGAAUUAUAGUGCAUUAUACAAAAGAAAUAGAAAACAUAUUUUAUAUACUGAGAUACA
Carassius gibelio (silver crucian carp) is the source of this 2920-nucleotide messenger RNA. RefSeq names its product inactive ubiquitin carboxyl-terminal hydrolase MINDY-4B-like. The record is from RefSeq and is a predicted model, not a curated record. The transcript has 12 exons. Bases 308 to 1693 code for a protein of 461 amino acids. NCBI's taxonomy places the organism in Eukaryota, Metazoa, Chordata, Actinopteri, Cypriniformes, Cyprinidae. Gene Ontology annotation, molecular function: K48-linked deubiquitinase activity; cysteine-type deubiquitinase activity. Gene Ontology annotation, biological process: protein K48-linked deubiquitination.